GAGGCUGCGAGCUGGCUUGUAGGGGAUCCGCAUUUCAUUCGUGUGGCUUGGGGCGAGACCGAGCUGUGCUUUAAAAGUAAUUAGUGAAAUAUUCAUAAUGCAUACUAUCGAUUUUUUUGGUCAUGACACCAGUAAUUGAAUUAAAUGUGUGGUUGUUACACUCGCUAGUAAGGUCUGGAUGACACCGACGCAAACAGAAAUCACAAUGUUUACACUAGUUCUUAAAUGUCAAUACAUGUCUGUUUGAUGUGAGUAUACAGUUAUCGGACAUGAACUCUGGAAAAUGUCCGCAAAAAUUGUGUCCGGAUAUUUUCCAUAGUUAUUCCAAGAUUGUCCGAGUCAGACGUGUUCGCAGCGACAGGAACAUUUCUGGAACGUUCUGUGGGCGUCCGGGUAGAGCAUGCAGGCGGCGGGAGUGGGACAUGAUGAUAAUUCAGCUGUGGAAAGCAGUGUUGUUAUUCGCAGUAAUCAACACGCACCCACUUGCUCACUGACAAUUUCCCCAUUGGGAUUCUCACAUACAUCCCCUCAGGUUCAGGGAAAUGUCCGGACUUCAUUACAUGUUCUAUUUACACAUAAAGCAGAUAUGUAGCAAUAUUGGCAUGUCAUUUGGAGUAAUGCUUUUUGGCCACCAUCACUUUAAAAACUAUAUUUAGUCUCAUUUUUUUGCUCAGAUUUGGUCUCCACCAGGUCCUUAAGGAAAUAUCAAGCUGACUGGCACAACAAAAUGCACCUUUCACAUUACACAUCCAAUCGUUUAUGUGAAAAUAUAGAUUCAUUGAGAUUAACAUUAAAUCAAACAUGGAAAUUAAAAGAAGGGUUCAUGUUAAAUAUGGCCACUGUAUAGCUACCUACAUGUAUAUUUACCUUGGAAAUGUGUUGAUAGUUUUCAUAAACUUUAGCCAAGAGCACCUGUAAGAUCAACUUGGACAGUAUGAAAACCAGAAUAUCACCCCAGCCUAUUGUGGAGAGGUAAAGAACUCUCUAACUGUGCUGCCCACAUCUACCAAACUUUCUCGUCUGUCGUGAUUAAGAUGCUGCUGCCACAGUUCACUCUGUAAUAAUAUAAAACUCAAGGAAAGAUAGUUUGCGGCCUCAGAUAAAAAUAAAUAAGAAACCCUCAUGGUUACAAUUAAUCUGCCCAGUGAUCACAUCUUGCCCAUGAGGAACACGUCCCUUCUCCGAAUGAGAAAGUAAUUACGGUCUUUGCCACCUAUACACCCACAUAAUAGCACUUAGACCCUGUAAUUUUGUUUUCACUCUUCCUCAUGUCUCCAUCUGCAUAUGUUAAGUGUAGCAAUUACACGGGGAAAUUGCUUCUAACUACAUGGGGUUUAUAGGAUGGACAGUUUCUUUUCUUGGUAAGAGCAUUAAUGGAAACACGGGUGACGCCGUUACAUUGUUCUGUCUGCUUUGGCAUCCUAACUAAGUGCUUUCUGUCUCUUUUUUUUCUUGUUGCAAAAUUCUUUUGGCAAGAUUUGACCCCUUUGUCAAAGUCUCGUAUUGUAAAAUGUUCAGUCAAUUCAGAACUUUUAACGUUCAGAUUUGUCUAAUUCAUGUCAUUUAUUCGGUUUAAUCUGACGAUUUGGACAGCAGCUACCAUUUCAUCUCAUUGUUCAACAGUUUUAUUAAAAACAUUGUAAUUUAUGAUUUCAUAUUAGCAUGUCUGUUGUCAACAAGGACUUUUCAUUGAAACUGCAGAUAAGCCUUUUUUUUUUUUACACUUUUAGGACACAAACGCUACCACACAAAAUCAAAUCACAAAACUUUUUUUUUCAUUUGUUUUGUCUACAAAUUAUUCUGUUAUUUGCAGUAUUUUUUUCCAGUGUUAUACCCAAACCAUUUCUCAUUAUUGAAUUAUAUGCCGGUGCUGUUUCCAAGGAUGUGGUUUUUCGCAGAUUAAAAAUAAUGCUAUCUCUUACACUCCUAUCUGGCCAGGCAGGCAGUUUUAGAGAUAUCUCUGUCUCUGAGGUUUUUGCCUUUAUUCCAGUACAAUGAAGGUAAAUUGAAUUUGGCUUGUUGUUGCCACAGAGUUGAAAAAGGACAUUUCAUCGAUACUCCCGGUGAGAAAUCUAACUUUGACCGUUUUCAUUGAAAGUGCCGUCUUGUAGUUUGACAUCUUGAUUACGUUGAGUCAAAAGAGGUGUUUAUUUCAGAAAAACAAAAAAAAGCACAACAGACACAAUUCAAUUUACACACGUCUGGAGGUAACCGAGCACUCGCACGUAUGCGCUGCUCGACGCUUGUUGCUGGCGCGAUCGUCAUAACGACAGCAACCGAUCAUAGAGCCCAACACUGUCCAUGCCACGCCAACAAGAUAUGAACGCCACAGCCAGAUGUGUACGUAUAUACCACUGCCUCCUGUCUCUAGGCUCGGGCUCUCAGGCAGGACCCGUAUUCGCUCAAACGUGAUUUGAUUGGCUGCCGUUUGCUCUGCCGCUUAAAAAGAACACAUGCAGGGCAAGCGAAGCGACGGGACCGCGCCUGCAGUCCGACAACGCGUGACGUCGCCCAAAUUUCAAAGUGAAUGGGCCGCGUUUCCUCCAACUCGUACGUGCGAGUGUUCCGCAAGAGGGGGAAUAAGUUGGGUGGACCAAGUCGGUCCCAUAAAAACUGUAUGUUCUGAAGCUGUACCUCACAGCACUUGUGCAUAUGUUUCUCUCACCUCUCUUCACCGCUCUUAUGACUGCUACCGUUCACUGACUGCUGCCCCAGGACGCCCAGGCCUGUAGGACAUUCUCCUUUUUGCCUCUCUAGUCUCUCUCUCUCUCUCUCUCCCUCCGUCUGGCUGGUCUCUCCACCCCUCUGUGACCUGGGGAUGAACGCACCAAUGAGGAGCCUCACAGGUAUGCCUGAUCGCAUGUUAUGUGCAGUGCUGGAGCAAUUUCAGCUUUACUUUUCCCUUUGAUCCACUCUCUGUAUAGCACAGCAAGCCCCAGCAUGCUGAAGAGGAAACAGAGCUCACGGGUCGAGGCCCAGGCCAUGACGGACUUUGGGCCGGACGAGACCCUCGCGGACAGCGCGGACAUCUUCUGGAUCAACAAACCAUGGGUGCACUCCCUGCUCCGAGCCUGCGCCAUCAUCAGCGUCAUCUCCGUGUGCAUGAACACCCCCAAGACAUUCGAGCACUACCCCCCGCUGCAGUACGUGACGUUCACGCUGGACACGCUGCUCAUGUUCCUCUACACCGCCGAGAUGAUCGCCAAGAUGCACAUCAGAGGAAUCAUCAAGGGGGAUAACUCGUACGGGAAAGAUCGCUGGUGUAUGUUUGAUGGUUUCAUGGUGUUCUUCAUCUGGGUGUCCCUGGUGCUGCAGGUGUUUGAAAUAGCAGAUCUCGUGGAUCAGAUGUCUCCAUGGGGGAUGUUGAGAAUCCCCCGGGCGCUCAUUAUGAUCCGGGCCUUCCGGAUCUACUUCCGCUUCGAGCUUCCUCGCUCCCGCAUCACCAAUAUUCUGAAGCGAUCGGGGGAACAGAUCUGGAGUGUGUCCAUCUUCCUGCUCUUUUUCCUUCUGCUCUAUGGAAUUCUGGGUGUGCAGAUGUUUGGAACGUUCAACCAUCACUGUGUUACUAAUGAUACACAGAAAAAUAACGUGACAUGGAACAACUUGGCCAUCCCGGACACCCAUUGUUCCCCCGACGGAGAAGGUUACCAGUGUCCCCAUGGCUUCAAAUGCAUGGACCUGGAAGAGCUGGGCCUCAGCCGGCAGGAGCUCGGUUACAGUGGCUUCAAUGAGCUGGGUACGAGUAUCUUUACCGUGUAUGAGGCUGCCUCACAGGAGGGGUGGGUGUUCCUCAUGUACAGGGCCAUCGACAGUUUCCCUCGCUGGCGCUCCUACUUCUACUUUAUAACUCUCAUUUUCUUCCUGGCGUGGCUUGUCAAGAAUGUGUUCAUUGCCGUCAUCAUUGAGACUUUCGCUGAGAUCAGAGUGCAAUUUCAGCAGAUGUGGGGGUCGAGGAGCAGCACCACCUCCACCGCUACAACACAGAUGUUCCAUGAAGACGCUGCUGGGGGAUGGCAGCUUGUUGCGGUGGACGUCAACAAACCACAUGGCCGAGCGCCUGCUUGCCUCCAGCAACUGAUGCGGUCGUCCGUGUUCCACAUGUUCAUCCUGAGCAUGGUCGCCGUGGACGUCAUCGUUGCUGCUAGCAACUAUUACAAAGGCGAGAACCACCGCCGGCACUAUGAUGAGUUUUACCUGGCAGAGGUUGCUUUCACCAUCUUAUUUGACCUGGAAGCUCUGCUGAAGAUCUGGUGUUUGGGUUUCACUGGCUACAUCAGCUCCUCUCUGCACAAGUUCGAAUCUCUGCUGGUGGUGGGCACCACGCUGCACAUCUACCCCGACCUCUACCACUCCCAGUUCACCUACUUUCAGGUGCUGCGGGUGGUGCGUUUGAUUAAGAUUUCCCCGGCGCUGGAGGACUUCGUGUACAAGAUAUUCGGCCCGGGCAAAAAACUGGGCAGCCUGGUGGUGUUCACCGCCAGCCUGCUCAUCGUCAUGUCGGCCAUCAGCCUGCAGAUGUUCUGCUUUGUGGAGGAGCUGGACCGAUUCACCACGUUCCCCAGGGCAUUCAUGUCCAUGUUUCAGAUCUUAACCCAGGAGGGCUGGGUAGACGUCAUGGACCAGACUCUGGUGGCAGUAGGUCACAUGUGGGCUCCGGUCGUCGCCAUCUACUUCAUCCUCUACCAUCUGUUCGCGACGCUGAUUCUGCUCAGUCUUUUUGUGGCUGUGAUCUUGGACAAUCUGGAGCUGGAUGAAGACCUGAAGAAGCUCAAACAGCUCAAGCAAAGUGAAGCCAACGCCGACACCAAAGAGAAGCUCCCCCUGCGACUCAGGAUCUUUGAGAAGUUCCCCAACAGACCUCAGAUGGUGAAGAUCUCCAAGCUCCCUUCUGAUUUCACUGUGCCCAGAAUCAGGGAGAGUUUUAUGAAGCAGUUCAUUGAUCGACAGCAGCAGGACACCAGCUGUUUGUUCCGGCGUCUUCCCUCCGCCUCGUCGUCCUCCUGUGACCACUCCAAACGCUCCGCCAUUGAAGACAACAAGUAUAUCGACCAAAAGCUCCGCAGGUCGAUAUUUAGUAUACGAGCUCGUAACCUCCUGGAAAAAGAAACAACAAUCAAUAAAAUCCUGCGGGCUUGUACCAGACAGCGUAUGCUGAGUGGAUCUCUCGAAGGCCAGCCAACAAAAGAGCGCUCCAUACUCAGUGUCCAGCAUCACAUACGGCAAGAGCGCAGAUCAUUGAGACAUGGUUCUACAAGUCAAAGGAUCAGCCGAGGGAAGUCGCUGGAGACUCUCACCCAGGAUCAUUCCAGCACCGUACGCUACCGGAACGCCCAGAGGGAGGACAGUGAGAUCAAGAUGAUCCAAGAAAAGAAAGAACAAGCAGAGAUGAAAAGAAAAGUCCAGGAGGAGGAGCUGAGAGAAAACCAUCCUUACUUCGAUAAGCCUCUCUUCAUCGUGGGCCGGGAGCACCGCUUCAGGAACUUUUGCAGGAUGAUUGUUCGAGCUCGCUUCAACGCAUCCAAAACUGACCCCAUAACAGGAGCAGUGAAGAACACCAACUACCACCAGCUUUACGAUCUUCUGGGCCUGGUCACCUACUUGGACUGGGUGAUGAUCGUCGUCACCAUCUGCUCCUGCAUCUCCAUGAUGUUCGAGUCGCCCUUCACCAGGGUCAUGCACGUCCCCACGCUGCAGAUCGGCGAGUACGUGUUCGUGAUUUUCAUGAGCAUCGAGCUCAACCUGAAGAUCAUGGCCGACGGGCUGUUCUUCACCCCCACGGCGGUCAUCAGAGACUUCGGAGGAGUCAUGGACAUCUUCAUCUAUCUGGUGAGUCUGAUCUUUCUGUGCUGGCUGCCCCCCGACGUCCCCCCCGAGUCUGGGGCUCAGCUGCUGAUGAUGCUGCGCUGCCUGCGUCCGCUCAGGAUCUUCAAGCUCGUACCCCAGAUGAGGAAAGUGGUGCGGGAGGUUCUCAAAGGAUUCAAGGAGAUUUUCCUGGUCUCCAUUCUGCUCCUCACACUGAUGCUGGUGUUUGCAAGCUUCGGAGUUCAACUGUUCGCCGGCAAGCUCGCAAAGUGCAACGACCCGCACAUCCUCAAACGGGUGGACUGUCAUGGCAUCUUCAGAAUCAACGUCAGCAUUUCCAAAAACCUGAAUCUGAAACUGAGGCCCGGGGAGAAGAAACCGGGUUUCUGGGUACCGAGAGUCUGGGCCAACCCUCGUAAUUUCAACUUUGACAAUGUGGGAAAUGCCAUGCUGGCCCUGUUCGAAGUGCUGUCGCUCAAAGGAUGGGUGGAGGUCCGGGACGUCAUAAUUCACCGCGUUGGACCGAUCCACGGCAUCUACAUCCAUGUCUUUGUGUUCCUGGGAUGCAUGAUUGGACUCACUCUGUUUGUUGGCGUCGUCAUAGCAAACUUCAAUGAGAACAAGGGCACUGCUCUGCUAACAGUGGACCAGAGAAGAUGGGAGGACCUGAAGAGUCGAUUGAAAAUAGCUCAACCUCUCCACCUGCCCCCUCGCCCAGAGAACGGUGGUUUCCGGGCCAAGAUGUACGACAUCACUCAACAUCCCUUCUUCAAACGGGGUAUUGCCGUGCUGGUGCUGGCACAGUCAGUGCUGCUGUCAGUCAAGUGGGAUGUCGAUGACCAAGUCACAUUUCCCCUCGCCACCAUGUCGGUAGUCUUCACCUUCAUAUUCGUGCUGGAGGUCACCAUGAAGCUUAUAGCCAUGUCUCCAGCGGGCUACUGGCAGAGCAGACGGAAUCGCUAUGACCUGCUGGUCACUUCUUUGGGAGUCAUCUGGAUUGUCCUGCACUUUGCCUUGCUGAAUGCUUAUACCUACAUGAUGGGCACAUGUGUGAUCGUGUUCAGAUUCUUCACAAUAUGUGGGAAGCAUGUGACGCUGAAAAUGCUGCUGUUGACUGUGGUCGUCAGCAUGUACAAGAGCUUCUUCAUCAUCGUGGGCAUGUUCCUCCUCCUCCUCUGCUACGCGUUCGCCGGCGUCGUCCUCUUUGGAACUGUCAAGUACGGGGAGAACAUCAACCGGCACGCCAACUUCUCCACAGCGGGCAAGGCCAUCACCGUUCUCUUCCGGAUUGUCACGGGGGAAGAUUGGAAUAAAAUCAUGCACGACUGUAUGGUGCAGGCUCCGUUCUGCACACCAGAUAAACAUCGCUACUGGGAGACUGACUGUGGCAACUACGCUGGAGCGCUUAUAUACUUCUGCUCUUUUUACGUCAUUAUAGCGUACAUUAUGCUCAACCUACUUGUUGCCAUCAUCGUGGAGAACUUCUCUCUGUUCUACUCCACCGAGGAGGACCAGCUGCUGAGCUAUAAUGACCUGAGGCACUUCCAAAUCAUCUGGAACAUGGUGGAUGACAAACGGGAGGGUCUGAUUCCGACGUCGAGGGUGAAGUUCCUGCUGCGUCUGCUCAGGGGUCGGCUGGAGGUGGACCUGGACAAAGACAAGCUCCUGUUCAAACACAUGUGCUACGAGAUGGAGCGCCUUCACAGCGGCGGAGACGUGACCUUCCACGACGUGCUCAGCAUGCUGUCAUAUCGCUCGGUGGACAUCAGGAAGUCUCUCCAGCUGGAGGAGCUGUUGGCCCGGGAACAGCUGGAGUACACCAUUGAAGAAGAGGUGGCCAAGCAGACCAUACGCAUGUGGCUCAAGAAGUGCCUCAAACGCAUCCGGGCGAAGCAGCAGCAGUCGUGCAGCAUCAUCCACAGCUUGAGAGAGAGCCAGCAGCAGGAGCUGAGCCGCUUCCUCAACCCCCCCAGCAUCGAGACCACCGUGCCAAGCGAGGACCACAAUGCUAACAACCCCGACAACCCGUCACAGCCUGAGAUGAGUGGUCUCCAGCAGCUCCUGAGCCCCACGUUGUCAGACAGAGGCGGCUACCGGCAGGACUCCUCGGACCUGGGGAGACCUCAGAGGAAGCUGGGACAGUGGCGGCUUCCCGCAGGUCGCACAAGUGUCAAGUCCAUAGUGUGCAAGAUGAACCCUGUCAACGACGAGGCGUCCUCGGGGUCGGAGGUGAAGAAGUGGUGGACCCGUCAGCUGACCGUGGAGAGCGACGAGAGCGGCGACGACCUCAUCGACAUUUAGAGAUGAGUCGCGGUUGCUUCCUGCAGUUUUUCUAACAGAAUGGCUGCAAGUCUUGCUGAGCUCGCUCUAGUUGUGUCAAUUUCCGCUUCUCUCUCUGAAGAUUUUUCCUGAUCUGUGUUUUGUUUUAUUUUUUUUAUAAAUAUAUAUCCAGGUUCGGGGGUUUUCAGAAAGUGUUGACAGGAUAUCUGCGAGACACUUGUCGCCGCUGUCCUUUUGACAUGCAGUGGCGACUUCAUACCUCUGGAAUAGGUAUUACAUUUUUCCUCUGUGAUUCUCACUCAUUACGAUUGCCGAGGUUUUUUCUAUGCAGGUACAUGUGAUGGUUGAAGCAGACUGUGACGGGAAGGGACAAAGAAGCUGCUGCUGCUGCUGCUGCUGCUGUGUGUGUUUUCUACUGUUCUGCUGUUUCCUGUUUUCAAUAUUCCAACCCUGUAACCGUGCCGACGCAGCUGCCAUAACUUGUGACACCCCUUUCACGUCAACGCUCCGUCUCCCUCUCCUCUGUCUUAGUCCACGUGUCUGAUGACGCCUCUUUUGGUCGUCAGUAUUAAUGGAGUUUAUUAAUCAGUAUAAAUAUUUGAUUUUUCUUAUGGUGACUUUACACUUUGACCAGGACACUUGUUCUCGUUGGCAGAACAAGGUUUUGCUUUUAGAUCCAUGACUGUGAAUGUAAUUACAAAGGUAAAAAUCUAUCUCAUGUAUUUGUGUGGAGUUUAAACAUGAAAUAUUUUAUAAAUUAUUAUAAUCUCUAAGCUUCAUCGAGUAUUUAAUUAUUCUAAUAAAGGCCUGCGCUGCGUAGGCAUAUAUGAGUAAAA
Scophthalmus maximus (turbot) is the source of this 8918-nucleotide messenger RNA. RefSeq names its product sodium leak channel, non-selective (gene nalcn). Gene Ontology annotation, molecular function: monoatomic cation channel activity. The record is from RefSeq and is a predicted model, not a curated record. Bases 2866 to 8103 code for a protein of 1745 amino acids. Gene Ontology annotation, cellular component: membrane. Gene Ontology annotation, biological process: transmembrane transport; monoatomic ion transport. The transcript is spliced from 45 exons. Lineage: Eukaryota; Metazoa; Chordata; Actinopteri; Pleuronectiformes; Scophthalmidae.